This is a messenger RNA of Peronospora belbahrii, 306 nucleotides long. The record is from the annotation of a GenBank genome assembly. NCBI's taxonomy places the organism in Eukaryota, Oomycota, Peronosporomycetes, Peronosporales, Peronosporaceae.
AUGAGCGCUCUGCCUAUUCAGGGCGCUGAGGGAGUGAAGAUGGAUCAUGAUGACUUCCAGAAUCUUACCUCUAUCUUGUGGGGGGCUUUGCGUCGCCUGGCGGACGUGGCCGGUGUAACUACCGUUGUUGCCAUACUAAAGAAACGCCUGAGCGGCUAUAGCGUGUAUUCAAUCAAGACUUCGUCAACCGCGACCUCGCCGAUUUGCGUCGGAGAGUCUAAACUUUCGCAUUUACCACAACGUCUGACGUCGUCAAGCUCGACGUUUCGUGCUACAAAGGCGAGGAUCGAAGCGCCUCGCGCUUAG